AUGAGGCAGCAUGCUGGUGACAGCUUCUACGUUGUGACGGACGCUGACGGUGCAGACAACUACAAGGUGUGCCGCGCGCCGGCCAACAACCCAACGAAACCAAACUGGAUUGACGUGCUUCCAUCAAGCGAUGAGGUCAUCAUUGAGGAUGGCGAGAUGUUCCACAACCACCUCAUUCUCUUCCAGCGGUCAAAGCAGGGUGAUCCUUUCAUCAGAGUGCUGGCACUGGACACCAACACGACACAUGACAUUCAGCUACCAGAGGACGAGCGCGUGGGUGUCAUUACGUCUCUCGCCAACCCCAACUUUGACGAUACGCGUGUGCGGUUUUCCGUGAGCACGCCGCUGCAGCCGCGAAUCGAGUACACGUACGACCUCGCUAGCCGCCGGCUAUGGGAGGAGUACAGGGAACAGCUUGAUGCCACGACUGCGUUCGACCCGUCCCUUUUUGUGUGCGAGCGGCUGUGGGCGCCCAGCCGCGAAGACGCCAACGUCUUCAUCCCAAUGACCGUUGGUGAGGACCCGCUGUGA
Messenger RNA from Salpingoeca rosetta, 531 nucleotides. RefSeq lists its product as uncharacterized. Lineage: Eukaryota; Choanoflagellata; Craspedida; Salpingoecidae. Bases 1 to 531 code for a protein of 176 amino acids. The transcript has 6 exons. Gene Ontology annotation, molecular function: serine-type endopeptidase activity. The record is from RefSeq and is a predicted model, not a curated record.